CCUGGCACGGGGCGGCGACUGGGCGCCGGGAGCCGGGCUGAGUCCACACCCCGGGAGGGCAUGCGCCCCUCUGCGGGCGGCCUCAGCGUCGGGCCCCCAGCUUCCUGAGCUCCUCGAGUCGCCGGGUGACUCCACCCUGGAGACCCUCCGCCUCUGGGGCGCGUCCUUCUCCUCCCCCCUGCGUGGGAACCCUGGCGGCUUCUAACGCGCGAGCCACGCCUGGGACAAGUCGCGGCCACCUGCUCCGGACUCGGGAAGCCCGGCAGGGGCUCCAUGGAGCUUCGGGCCAGCAACUCCAGCUGCGAGAACGGCUCCUUCAUCAACCUCUACUGCUCUUCCCAUGAAGUCCUGUGCCAGAUCGUCAGCGGCCUCAGCCCCGAGGUACCCAGCAAUGCCACCGGGAGCAGCUGGCAGGAGAGGUUCAGGCAGAAAUACGGCUUUUACGUCGGCCUCGGCCUGGCCUUCCUGUCCAGCUUCCUGGUCGGCACCAGCGUCAUCCUCAAGAAGAAAGGCCUCCAGCGACUCGUGGCCACCGGGGCCACUCGGGCAGUGGACGGAGGCUUUGGCUACCUGAAAGACGCGAUGUGGUGGGCUGGAUUUCUCACCAUGGCUGCUGGGGAAGUUGCCAACUUCGGGGCCUACGCAUUUGCACCUGCAACAGUCGUCACACCUCUGGGAGCGCUCAGCGUCCUCAUAAGUGCCAUCCUGUCCUCCUACUUCCUGGGCGAGAGUCUGAACUUGCUGGGGAAGCUGGGCUGCGUGAUCUGCGUGGCAGGCAGCACAGUGAUGGUGAUACACGCCCCCGAGGAGGAGAAGGUCACCACCAUCAUGCAGAUGGCUUCCAAGAUGAAAGACACAGGCUUCAUCGUGUUCGCCGUGCUCCUGCUGGUGUCCUGCCUCAUUCUCAUCUUUGUCGUCGCCCCACGUUACGGGCAAAGGAACAUCCUCAUCUACAUCAUCAUCUGCUCCGUGAUCGGGGCCUUCUCCGUGUCUGCCGUCAAGGGUCUGGGCAUCACCAUCAAGAACUUCUUCCAGGGCUUGCCUGUUGUGCGGCACCCACUGCCCUACAUCCUCUCUCUCAUCCUGGCUCUCUCCCUAAGCACUCAGGUCAACUUCCUCAACAGGGCGCUGGAUAUUUUUAAUACCUCCCUGGUGUUCCCCAUCUACUACGUGUUCUUCACCACGGUGGUCGUCACCUCUUCCAUCAUCCUCUUCAAGGAAUGGAACAGCAUGUCAGCUGUGGACAUCAUGGGAACCCUUGCUGGCUUUGUCACCAUCAUCUUGGGCGUGUUCAUGCUUCAUGCUUUCAAAGACCUGGCCAUCAGCUGGGCCAACUUGCCCCACAUGCACAAAAACCCAACACCACCUACUCCCAGCCCAGAGCCCACUGUCAUUAGACUGGAAGACAAGAAUGUCCUUGUGGACAACAUAGAACUUUCCAGCACCCCAUCACCAGAAGAGAAGCCCAAAGUAUUUAUAAUCCAUUCGUAAAGCUUUGAAUACAGGAGCGACAGGAUGAGCCUGACGGUACAGCUUCACCUUUGUUCCGAAAGCACUUGGUUGGUUAUUUCCAGCACAAUGUUAGCAGUGGGCUCUCCCUGCUUGCGAUAUUCAUUUAUACCUCAGUGCUGUUUCCAGGAGGAACUUCCCUACGCAGAAUGCAGUGGGGGCAGAACUUCCUGGAGACACAGUUUCAGUGACCAAAUACCCUAGUUUACAGUGGUGUCAGCAGGUCCCCGGACCUCCCUUCCCACCGAUUCUCUCGGUGCCACCUCUGUGUUGUUGGGAAGAUGGCAGAAUUUGACCUGUUGAAUGUAGCACAGUCUAAGCACUUCCCUGAGAUACUGGUCAUCAGGAAAUCCUACUGACCAGUUUUCCUCCUGAGACCAACUUCCCAUUCCUUAGGCCAAGAAGGAAACAGAGCUGGCUCUCAGAGGCCCAGACACUAAUUUGCCCCAUCUUCCAGUUCAGAGAUUCCAGGGCCACAGCCAAUGUAAAAUGUGCUAUUGCUUUUGCCACUUCCUCUCUGGAGGCAGAAGCAAGACCUCAGCUGACCUUCCAACUGUGAAAGCCACCUGAUGCCGCAGAAAAGAGGUCCCAGCAGCCCGUUGCCGGAGCACUGCAGCCUCCAGACAGCACCUUGGGGGCCACUCCGUCCCACACGUCCCUCUCUGCGUGCAUCCUAAGGAGUCAGUCACCGAGAUGUGUAGGCGGGAGUCUUUGAAACUGCAACAGAACAACAACCAAAGGUGCCUCCCAGCCAAGCUCUGCUGCCCCAACCCAGCCUUUCACUUUGCCUUACACUGAAAAGGGAACAGCAGUUGCCCUGCUCGUAAAAGUCAUCUGCCUAUCGAGCUAGAAAUGGGAGGAACGUGCUUUCCUUUUCCUCGGCGAGUUACGCAAAAUAGGAUUUGGGGAGACGGAGAGAGUGUGCGGGACAAGGUCACAUGCUGAGGGUUUGGCAGAAAGUCGUGUGCUUUCUGGAAAGCAGAGCUAACUUCCAUGUUCACGCUGGUGCUCAACCAGGAACCCAGGUGCAAAGGGUUCUGGGCUCGUUUACAGGCUGCAGCCCUUCAGGCUUGGUCAAUGUGAGGAGUUUCGUGUCUCCAUGAUCAAGUGGAGGCACGGGGGUGGCCCAGGAGACAUUCUGGCUACUGACCAGAUUGCCACCAUGCCCCCAGCUCCAUGGAUGCCCUGCCCACACUGGGAAGCAGCAUACCAUGACUCCAGUGCCACCUGCCACAGGCACUACCUUUGGUCCCCUCACAGUUAGCCAGAAGUGGCCACAAAACAAGAGCAGCUGCAGAGGUGUAUAAUUGAUAUCCCUUCCUUUCUCAUCUCCAUUGCAGCUGCAUGAGUACAGGAGUUGGUACAAGGGUCAUCCAAAAGGGAAGUUAGGGAGCCAGGGUAUGGGAGAGGGGAGACUUGAUCCUCACUCCCAAGUUGGGGCAGAGCCUCCCCUGGGUAUCUCCCUACCUGCACCCUGUGUUUACAUCCCAUGCCCUGAGUGCAGUCAGCCCAGGCCCAACUCCAAUGGUCUUGGAACUCCAGAGGUUCCGCUGACCAACGCAUUGGCUUCCUCUACCCUCAGCCUCGGAGUUCUGGUUUUAAUGAAUGUGGAUUUCUGUCUGUAACUAAAAUCAAUGCAACAAGUUGGUUCUUGAAAACAGCAGCGGACCAAGGGCCCUGGAAGUACAAACUGCAGGGUCUAGAAUAAAUACUUGCUAUUUGUGUCUUCA
Molecule: messenger RNA, 3239 nt
Organism: Oryctolagus cuniculus (rabbit)
Lineage: Eukaryota; Metazoa; Chordata; Mammalia; Lagomorpha; Leporidae
Gene: NIPAL4
Product: NIPA like domain containing 4
Biological process (GO): magnesium ion transport
Cellular component (GO): membrane
Molecular function (GO): magnesium ion transmembrane transporter activity
Source: RefSeq, a predicted model, not a curated record